CAAAACAUCACUUCCGGUAUCCCGUAACGUUGCAAAACAUACAUUUCCUUACUUACAGAGAACGACCUUAGAGGGUUGAUCGUAUCACGUAUUUGGGAUCGCAGCCAUACUGUAAAAUGCUGUUGUCAGAGGUCUUGCAGGUCCUACGAGGGGCAAAUAAAGUGGGAUGUGCCCUGAUCAACACCCAGGGAGAACAGCUCAGGUUCAUGGCCUGCAACUCUUCACUGGGAGCAGGUGUAAAAGUUGCUCAGGAAAUGGUGGAAGACCUGGUGGGAAAGUUCAUGGGUGGCAGCAACACGCAACAGUCAGUCAAAGAGGAUGUCUUUCCUGACAUGGAGGGCUGGGAAAAUGUGGAUCCUGAUGAAGCUGCGAAAUGGGCUGUGCGUUCAGAAUUUCCUCCUGAUGCUAAUGACCAAACACAGACUGACAGUAGUGCUCCAGGAGUGCAUCGAGACCCACGGACAGAUUCAGCAGGUCCAGGUUCAGCAGGUCCAGGUUGGCAAGGCCAAAACACACGCUUCCUCCACACGACUCUUUCCUUGCAUCAUAGAUUCUACCACCAGACCAGAUAUGUCCAUGAUACAGUAGUGACCAGACUCACACCGGAAGAUAUCAAGAAGGCCAGGGAGGCCAAGCAGGGCUUGGUUAAACCUGUUCGACAGAGGCUUAAUGAACGGGCCAAAGAGAGGAAGGUGCCUGCAACGAGAAUUAGCAGACUGGUCAAUUUUGGAGGACUGGCGGUCGGUCUGGGAAUUGGUGCCAUUGCAGAAGUAGCAAAACAGUCACUGGGAGGCAAACAAAAAGAUAUGAAUGCCUUGCUAGACUCCCCACUUCUGUCAGAAGCCAAUGCAGAGAGAAUUGUCAACACACUCUGUAAAGUACGUGGAGCUGCACUUAAGAUAGGACAGAUGCUAAGCAUACAAGACAACUCCUUUAUCAACCCCCAGCUUCAAAAGAUCUUUGAGAGAGUCCGACAGAGUGCAGACUUCAUGCCAAUCUGGCAAAUGAAUAAUGUUUUAGAGAAAGAGCUCGGUCCAGGUUGGAGAGAAAAGCUGUCAUCCUUUGAGGACAAACCCUUUGCUGCUGCUUCCAUUGGUCAGGUGCAUCAUGGAGUUUUAAAAGAUGGCAGAGAAAUUGCAAUGAAGAUCCAGUACCCCGGAGUGGCAGAGAGUAUCCAUAGUGACAUUAACAACCUUAUGUCAGUUCUUAAAUUGAGCGUCGUACUACCUGAAGGGCUCUUCGCAGACAGCAGCUUGGAGGUUCUUCAGCGAGAACUGGCAUGGGAGUGUGACUAUGAGAGGGAAGCUGAGUGUGCCAAGAAAUUCAGAUCACUGCUGGAGGGAGACAAUUUUUUCCAGAUUCCUGAGGUGAUCGAUGAACUGUCUACACGAAGAGUGCUGGCAAUGGAGCUGGUGCAGGGGGUUCCGUUAGACUGCUGCGUGGACUUGGACCAGGAGACCAGAAACCAGAUCUGCUUCAACAUCCUCCAGUUGUGUCUCAGGGAGCUUUUUGAGUUCAGGUUCAUGCAGACAGACCCCAAUUGGGCCAACUUCUUUUACAAUUCAGAAACAAACAAGGUGGUUCUGUUGGAUUUUGGAGCAUGCAGAGAUUACCAAGAAUCAUUUACAAAUGACUACAUUGAGGUAGUGCACGCAGCUUCUGUAGGUGAUCGAGAUACUGUUCUCUCCAAAUCCAAAGACCUGAAGUUCCUCACAGGUUUCGAGACCAAGGCUUUCACAGACGCUCAUGUGGAGGCAGUGAUGAUUCUUGGUGAGGCUUUUGCAUCCUCUGAGCCCUUUGACUUUGGCACCCAAAGCACUACGCAACGCAUCCAGAGCCUCGUCCCUGUCAUGUUGCGACACCGCCUGACUCCUCCACCAGAAGAGACUUACUCUCUCCACCGCAAGAUGGCCGGCUCCUUCCUCAUCUGUUCCAAACUGAAAGCACGCAUACCGUGCAAGGACAUGUUUCUGGAUGUGUACAACGCCUACAACAUGAGGAGGCAAGCUCAGAAGGCAGCACAGGCAAACGCUUAGUCAACCUCCGGGAAAUUUGCAGUCAUGAAGGCUGGAGAAUAACAUUCUCUCUGAACAUGUGUUGUGCAUUUAUAAGUACUGUGUAUAUUUUAACCUCUCGUCUCAGUUUGGCUACUGACUGGUUGGUGUAUGGGUAUGAUAUUGAUUUUACUCCCAAGGUUCCACUAAGCUCUCAGGCUGUACUUUCAUGUUCUAAACAAUUAAAUGAACAUUAAAAUUACAACAUAAUAUUUGUUUGGCAGCCUAGUGGAACCUUUGGUCGACACAAAUCUCAGAUUAUUUGUGUGGAGUUACAUGUUCUCCUGUUGCUUGUGUGGGAUUUUUGUUUUCCUCUCACAUUGCAAAAGCAUCUAUGGUAGAUCAAAUAGACUCUAAAUUGCUCACAGUUGUGAACAUGAAUAGGGUGUACUUUGCCACUUGCCUAAAGUUGGCUAAAAUAGGCUCUGUGAUCUGACUGGGACAAGAGGCAGAAAAUAUGUGGCUGGAGGAAUAACGGUUUUGUAGGCUGUGGAACCUGAGAAAGUUUCGCUUGCUUGUGCGACUGUGUUAAUUGGAAAUCGAUAAUCAUUUUGGAAUUAUCUAUUUGUUGAUCCGUUUAAAUUGGCUUGCUUGCCGUUGGCAAACCUAAAUGUGGAGUCCCCAGGCCAUCUUUUUUUUGUUUGUUUUAAGAGAAGAACAAACAUUUGCCCUGUUGCACAGCUUUCACUAGCAUGCAUAUAUUGUGGAAUAACACUGUAUUCCAAAGAUGUGUCUUGCAUAGCUGCGUUUACCAUAUAUUACCCGGUGGCCCCGGCAGUUGUUUGUUCAAAAUAUACAGUAGAGUGUCAUGAAAAAAAAUGCUUCUUCAUAUUUCUUACACUAUUUAAAAUGGGCUGAUGUGUCCCAGAGGCAUGUGUUAAGCAUGGUAGGAGGGAGAUAAUACAAAGAAUGAGUUAAGUAUGAUUUAAAAAAUUUAACUCUUGCAGGAAAAACAUGCCAAAAUUAAAAUAUUUACAAACACACUGUACUUUUUUACUCCACAUAUUGCCUCAUGUGGCUGUAAUUCUGCAGAGUGGGUCGUCCCGUGAUCAAGGGGUCUAAAUCCCAGUUCCGAAAGUCUGCUGUUUGUAUGUUUUACAGUGGAAACUCAGUUGCCUUACUUGGUUAAUGGUUUGGUUUAUGCCUACACCCUGUCUCUCACACACAUAUUCAGGUAUGCCAUGGUGGACAUUUUAGAUGAGUUGUUGGUGGCUAUUGUAUUUCUAUUUGCAAGGGUCCUUCCCUGACCACACAAAUCAAGGCAAAAAUGCCUACAAGUGACACAACGUGACAAAACUCGAAAGAAGGGAAACAUUUAGUAUACAGUACUUCCCAUUCCUCUACAAACCUCAAAGUUGUUUUACACCAUUUUAAGUACUGAUACGUUUACAGGACACCUGGCAUUUCUGGGGUGGUGGGGUGGGUUGAGAGGGGUUAGUUUAAAAAUAUGGCUUGGCUUGAUGUAUACUCUAUGUAAUCUUGACCUCUUACAUACAGCCAUCCUUCUCUGUCCACAGCGGGCUGAAAUUAGUCUGCCGUCACUGCGUGGAAUAUAGCGUGAAUGCAGCAUAAUCUACAAGGCCUCAUGUUAUUUUUAAUGAACUGUGAAAUAAAGAUUUUAAUGUCUGUAAAAGCUUUAUUGUUUGGGAAAAUUUGGAAAUUAAGCUUUGUUAUAUCAAUGCUCACUCAGUGUGUGACAAAUAAUCUUUGGAAGCUGUUUUUGACCACCAUGCUCCGCUGAUAAUGGUAUAGAUUUGGAGAUGUUUAGAAUCAUCUUGGCUAAUGUAUUGGACAAUUUAGCCAAUGCCAGCAACAAAGACGCAAUCUCAG
Corythoichthys intestinalis (scribbled pipefish) is the source of this 3884-nucleotide messenger RNA. It is a transcript of the gene coq8b, whose product is annotated as coenzyme Q8B. The coding region runs from base 117 to 2036 and encodes 639 amino acids. The transcript has 16 exons. Gene Ontology annotation, biological process: ubiquinone biosynthetic process. Lineage: Eukaryota; Metazoa; Chordata; Actinopteri; Syngnathiformes; Syngnathidae. The record is from RefSeq and is a predicted model, not a curated record.